This is a messenger RNA of Leucoraja erinaceus (little skate), 4087 nucleotides long. RefSeq names its product solute carrier organic anion transporter family member 3A1a (gene slco3a1a). The record is from RefSeq and is a predicted model, not a curated record. Gene Ontology annotation, cellular component: membrane. Gene Ontology annotation, biological process: transmembrane transport; sodium-independent organic anion transport; prostaglandin transport. Lineage: Eukaryota; Metazoa; Chordata; Chondrichthyes; Rajiformes; Rajidae. Gene Ontology annotation, molecular function: protein binding. Bases 239 to 2341 code for a protein of 700 amino acids. The transcript has 10 exons.
UGCGGGGAGAGAGAGAGAGAGAGGAGGCUGUCCUGUAUCUUGGAGAGGAGGAGGUCCUGAAUGAGAUGACAAUGGAAGGAUGCCAGUGCUGAGCAGAAUCUGGUAGCGGUGUGACUGAGAAGGCAAGAGAGACCGUGGCAGCAUCCAGUCCUCUCUCUCUCUCUCUCUCUCUCUCUCUCUGCCUGUGUGUGUGCGUGUGUGUGUGUGUGUGUGAUUAGAAAGGAAAGCGCCUGAGAGAAUGCAGAGUGGCCAACUGAGGAGUAGCGGCGCCAAAAAUGUCCAAAAAGGCGAGAAGAAAUCUUGUUUCUCCAACAUCAAAAUCUUCCUGAUCUCGGAGUGCGCAUUGAUGCUGGCUCAGGGAACGGUCGGGGCUUAUCUGGUAAGCGUGCUGACGACCCUGGAGCGGAGGUUUAACCUGCAGAGCGCUGACGUUGGAGUCAUAGCCAGCAGCUUUGAGAUUGGGAACCUGGCCCUGAUUUUGUUUGUGAGCUACUUUGGGGCGAAAGGACACCGGCCACGUCUGAUAGGAUGCGGAGGCAUCGUGAUGGCCCUGGGAGCGUUGCUGUCAGCCCUGCCAGAGUUCCUCACCCACCAGUAUGAGUAUGAGUCUGGCGAGAUCCUGUGGGGAGUGGAAGGAAGGGACUUGUGUAUUGGGAACGUGUCAACCAACAAUCUAGGACCAGAGGCAACAAUCAUCUGCAGGAACAGGACUUCUACCAACCUGAUGUACCUCCUGUUAAUUGGAGCCCAAGUGUUACUGGGUAUUGGUGCUACUCCUGUCCAACCCCUCGGUGUCUCCUACAUAGAUGACCACGUCCAAAGGAAGGAUUCCUCCCUGUACAUAGGAAUUGUCUUCACCACACUGGUCUUUGGUCCCGCCUGCGGCUUCAUCCUGGGAUCGCUCUGCACCAAAGUGUACGUGGACGCAGUCUUCAUCGACACCAGUAAACUGGACAUCUCGCCGGAAGACCCUCGCUGGAUUGGGGCUUGGUGGGGGGGCUUCCUGCUCUCCGGCGCUCUGCUCUUCUUCUCUGCCCUCUUCAUGUUUGGCUUCCCGCAGUCGCUGGCGGUGAAGAGCGACAAGAUGCCCGACACCGAGACGGCCGCCCUCUCGCAGAACGUCCCCGAGUCCUUCGAGCGGCCCAUGCCCGGCAACGGCGUGAUGGAGCCACGGCAGCCCGAUCACCCCAUGUCCUGCUUCCAGCAGAUGCGAGUGAUUCCCAAGGUGACCAAGCACUUGCUGUCCAACCCGGUCUUCACCUGCAUUGUUCUUGCCGCCUGUAUGGAGAUUGCGGUGGUCGCUGGAUUUGCAGCCUUCCUGGGCAAAUACCUUGAGCAGCAGUUCAACCUCUCUGCUUCCUCCGCCAACCAGCUACUGGGAAUGACGGCCAUACCCUGUGCCUGUCUGGGAAUCUUCCUGGGAGGGUUGCUGGUGAAGAAGCUAAGCCUGACGGCCCUGGGAGCUAUCCGAUUGGCCAUGCUAGUCAACAUGAUAUCCACCGGAUGCUACAUAUCCUUCCUUUUCCUUGGAUGUGACACGGGACCCAUAGCAGGAGUCACCGUACCUUAUGGAAACACCUCCAUGUCAUAUGCAGAUUUGGACCCUUACGCUCCUUGCAACAGUGACUGCAAUUGCAAGACAACAGCUUACAACCCAGUUUGUGGAUCGGACGGAAUCACCUACUUGUCCUCGUGUUUUGCCGGCUGCUCCAACGUGAAUCUCACGGCCUGUGCUUGUUUGAACUUCGGCUCCAUUAAGAACGCCACCGUGAUCCCCGGCAAGUGUCCGAGUCCAGGAUGUCAAGAGGCCUUCCUGACCUUCAUAUGUGUGAUGUGUGUUUGCAGUCUCAUUGGAGCCAUGGCCCAGACCCCCGCCAUCAUUAUACUCAUCAGGGCAGUUAAUCCAGAACUCAAGUCGUACGCGUUGGGAGUCCUGUUCCUGCUCUUACGAUUACUCGGCUUCAUUCCUCCUCCUCUCAUCUUUGGUGCUGGGAUCGACUCGACCUGUUUGUUCUGGACCACCAUCUGCGGGGAGCUGGGGGCCUGUAUGUUAUACGAUAACGUGGUGUAUCGCUACCUGUACAUCAGCAUCGCCAUCAUGCUGAAGUCUCUCGCCUUCAUCCUCUACACCACCACCUGGCACUGUUUGAGGAGGAACGCCAAGUACAUGCGGGACGACGAGGGCAACCUACAGCCAUUGACAGCCAGUGAAAUCUUUGUAUCCACCCUAACGCUGGACACAGUGGGGAGGGACUCCACUCAUCAUCAGUCACAAAAGACCAAAUUCAUCUACAACCUUGAGGACCAUGAGUGGUGUGAAAAUAUGGAGUCCGUGCUAUAAAAAAGCGAGAUUUCAUUUUGUACAUUUUGAUUUUGGAUGGAAGAAACAAUAUGCGAUGGUGCUCAAACUUUAAAACAAAGACUAGUUUAUGUUUGCAAGCCAAGAGCAGGGCCUAAAAAGGAUUGGGAAUGAACUAUUGAGGACUUGGCUGUAUAUUUGUGAGUGAGAGGGUUGGCCAGUGCAGCACACUGAUGUUUUGUCCAGGUGCAUAGUUGCAAUUAAUGUCUUGUUCGAAUGCCUUGGCCAGCAGUGCUGGGAUACUCCACAUCCGAGAGUGAUCUGGUGAGGGACCUCACCACUUGAGUCGUGCUUCGGUGGGGUCUUUGCCUGGCGGAGGUUAGGCACUUGCCCUUCACUCGGUCCUUUGAGCCAGAGGUUCAACCUGCAAGGAGGUCCUCAUGAUUGUCGAACGGGACAAACCGGGCUUCCCUCCAGUCUUCUUUCCAGGAGAAGGAUUGGGAAGAGCCACCCACUCCCAACUCAAUUGGGCCAGGAUGCGAAGCCCUUUGGAGCCGUGGCCAAUGAGCAGAUCUGCUGCAGUCUCCAGUGAGGGAGAAUGCCAGGACUUGUGUCUGAUCAAGACUUAUGUUACGCACCAGAGAUGUGAAUGGAUUGACCUCUCCACAAUAAAGACCACAGGGCUCAAGAGCAAUAAGACGCUAACAAAGUCUGUGAACACUCUGUCCUCUUGUAAAUAAAUGUGUGAACGUUCCUUCACUUGGCAGUAGAGAGGAGGAAUAAUUUACCUCUUCGAUAUCUUAAUCAUUUACUGUAUCUCUAGUCUUGGCUGCGAAAUGGGUUCCACCAUAAUAUGUUCCAUUUUCCCUUUAAAGCACUUAGAGUCUCUUAUUUUGCAGUUCCACAUCCCCCACUACUAAUUAAUCCUUCAAAACGUGUGUUUCAGUGUCUUGCCUGGAAGUAUGUAUUUGAGUUUUAAAAUAGCAAAUUGUGCAUCUCAUCGAUGGCUCACUGAGGAUCACCAACUGAAGCAUCAUUUGGUCCCCUUCCAUCUGUGCAGCGAGUAUAGAAGCAAAGAGGUCCUUCUGCAGUUGUACAGGGCCCUGGCGAGACCACACCUGGAGUAUUGUGUGCAGUUUUGGUCUCCUAAUUUGAGGAAGGACAUUCUUGAUAUUGAGGGAGUGCAGCGUAGGUUUACAAGGUUAAUUCCCGGGGUGGCGGGACUGUCAUAUGCGGAGAGAAUGGAGCGGCUGGGCUUGUACACUCUGGAGUUUAGAAGAAUGAGAGGGGAUCUUAUUGAAACAUAUAAGAUUGUUAAGGGUUUGGACACGCUAGAGGAAGAAAACAUGUUCCCGAUGUUGGGGGAGUCCAGAACCAGGGGCCACAGUUUAAGAAUAAGGAGCAAGCCAUUUAGAACGGAGACGAGGAAACACUUUUUCUCACAGAGAGUGGUGAGUCUGUGGAAUUCUCUGCCUCAGAGGGUGGUGGAGGCCGCUUCGCUGGAUACUUUCAAGAGAGAGCUAGAUAGGGCUCUUAAAGAUAGCGGAGUCAGGGGAUACGGGGAGAAGGCAGGAAUGGGGUAAUGAUUGGGGAUGAUCAGCCAUGAUCACAUUGAAUGGCGGUGGUGGCUCGAAGGGCCGAAUGGCCUACUCCUGCACCUAUUGUCUGUUGUCUAAUAUCUAUGUGUAUGAAGGAACUGCAGAUGCUGGUUUACACCCAAGAUAGAGAUUCAAAUGUUGGAGUAAAUCAGCGGGUCAGGCAGCAUCUCUGGAGAAAAGGAAUAGGUGA